Rotaria sp. Silwood1 is the source of this 2169-nucleotide messenger RNA. Lineage: Eukaryota; Metazoa; Rotifera; Eurotatoria; Philodinida; Philodinidae. The record is from the annotation of a GenBank genome assembly.
AUGGCUGUUGUCCUUCAAAAUCGUACUGUAUCGAUGAUUCUUAUGGUCCCUGAAAUUACAGUGUUAGCUCCAUCAUCAUUAUCAUCCUCAUCUAUCACUGAAAAACUCGAUCAGACAAAUACUGAUCAAUCAUUUUCAAUAUUGAAACAUGAUCCAUCAUCAAACAUGAAUAUUACUUCUUCAAUACCUGUUUAUCAUGGAUCAAUUGUUCGUAUUGAACAACAUAAUAAUGAUCAAAAUACAUCUGAUUUAAUUGUUCGUGUACCAAAUUUUCAAUGCUUUUCACUUCCAUUAGAUAAUAUUGAUAAUAAACAACAAACCAAAAUUAAACGACGUGCUCCUAUAUGUCCUAUUCUUGGUAGUUCAAAUCGACAAAAUAAUCUUAAUUCAUCCAAUAUAAAUACUAAAAAUAAUUUGAAUAAACUAAAUCUAAAUCAAUCACGAGUAGCAAGUAUCAAUCGUUUAACUACUGGUUUACGUAGUAUAAGUCGAGCAUUUACUCAUAGUUGUAAAUCAAAACGAUCAUCUAGUAUGAAUGAAAUAAAUUUUCUUCCAGCUCUUCCUGAUGUUGAAAUAAUGACAAACAAAGUUGAAAUACCAAUAAUAUCAAAAGAAACUAUAGAACAUGAAAAUUUAACAUCAACUAUACCAAAAUUAAUUACACCAAAAAUUUUAUUUAUUAAACAAAAACAUUUUAAAAUAAAAAAUAAACAACCAUCAACAAAUAUUCUAAUUGACACCAAAACUAAUCUUGAAAAUAAUCAAAUUAGUCUAACACCAACAUCAACAAUAAUAACAACACAAUAUGUUGAUGUUGAAAAAACUCAGUCAAGAAAAAUAACAUCAUUUUGUCAACCAUUUAUCGAAAAAACUGAUUUAAAUCAACAAACAGAUAUUAUAGAAAAAGAUAAUGGUAAAGAACAACAAAAUAAAUCAAUCAAAUUUGACUAUGAAGAUGAACCAUUGACAACAAUUUAUCAAUUCAUUUCUGAUAUUCCGUUAUCAUCUAUCGAUGCCGAUUCAUUAUCAACUCAUCGUUAUAGUACUAUUUCUACCGUUGUACCUGAUAAUCGAAAUUCUAUCAUAGAUAAUAACGGGAAAGAUGUAUUAUUAUCUGAACAACCAUUAACAAUUAUUUCUCCAACAUCACCUGGAAUUUCAUAUAAUAUUAAUCAUAAAACAACAGCAUCAAUUAGUCAUAACAUGUCACCAAAAACUCAACGACCAUUUCGUAUUCAAACAAGUAUUCUUCAACCUGAUAUAAGUGUUAUUCGUAUAGGUACAACUGAUUUAACAACUGAAAUAGAUCGUCUUUUACCUGGAGAAAAACUUUCGAAUGAACAAAUUGAUUUAAUAACAAAGAAUCAAUUAGAUAUUGAACAAAAACAAAUUGAUGAUAAUCAAAUAAAACAAGAUCAAUACAAUGUUAUUCAAGCAAAUGAAGAAACAUUUGCUGAAUGUUAUGAAGUUACAUAUCAAAUCGAUCCACAAUAUAAAAAUGAAAAAGAACAAAUCACAAAUCAAUCAUUUAUUCCAAUUCAAAUUAAUCUUGAUCCAUUUGAAUAUCAAAAUUUAACAUCAACAUUAACAACAUGGUUACCAGUUAUAAGUCAAAAUGAAUAUGAACAAAUUGUACAUGAUAAUAAUGCUCAUCAAAAUAAUCGAAAAUGUCAACAAAUUAAAAACGAAAAUCAUAGCCUUGAACAUUUAGACAUAAUUCCAAAACAACGAGAAAUAUUAAUCAAUAAUAUUCGACGAAUAAAAUCUCGUUCUGUUGAUGAUCUAUCACGAACAAGUAAUGAUCAAACAUCGACAUAUCAAUGUGAAUCGAUUUCGUCUUCAUCAUCUUCAGACAUUUCUUCUCGACAUUGUACUUUUCAACGAUCAAUUUCUUAUAAUGAUCGUGAUAUUUAUAUUAGUACAGAUAGAGAAACACGUCGUGAACAUUUUAUUUGUCAAGUUGAGCAAUUAUCUUCAGGUGAACAUGCUGAAUUAAAAGAAAAUGAUCAAAUUUUGUGCAUUAAUAGUACACCAGUUAUUGAUGAAGAAUAUACUGUUGUUUUACAAGUUAUAAAUCAUGGUUUACAAACAGAUACAUUAAAUUUUGAUGUUAUUACAAAUAGUGUUUACGAAGAAUUUAAAUCACAAAUUGAUCAAGUUUAUCAAUGA